AUGGUCAACACCAAGUCGCCUCCUGCUAUUAAUGCAGGUGAGGACGCCACAGUCAGCUAUUUGUUGUCCCGAGUCUUAUCCGGAGGCAAAAUCUGCCGGGCAACGGAACUUGCUGCAUGCCUCCCUCGGUGGUUUAGCUACGUCAAGGAGAAUAAGCCGACUGCCUUAGGUAGCCCAGAGUUACUAUGUCGUCUUUUGCUCCCAUUCGGCACGCCUGAUAUCCUGGAACAAAUUGAGAGCCUCCAAACCUCUGACUCUCUGACUGAUAGACAGAGGUGGAUGGUAAAACUCCGUGUCCUCAUGGACGAUAAAGCAGAGGAAAGGUUGUUGCAGAAGUUGGAAUCUUUGCAGGAUCAAGAACUAUCACUCGAAACUCUUUGUGAGCAAGAAAACGGAGGUGGUACGGAUGAUUAUCUUGUUGCUGAUCCCAAAAGGACCCUCCAAUUUGACUAUGAUAUGCGGGAUGUGAUGAUUCGGGGCGACAAAUCCGCCAUGAGGAAGAAUCAGGAUGUCUUUUACGUGACCGGCUCCGUUGCCUGGACCGUCCGAUCUCCUUACUGGAAUGUUGCAUUGGCCACCGACAGUGACGGUAAUCGAUAUCUCUCAGAUGACGUUUUGGAUGCAGUCCUUCCUAAAUGGAGGCAAAUUCUAACCGGGGAGACGGUCCCGACUCCGAAGUAUGGUGUUGUCGAUUCUUUUCGUUUGUGGCUGGCUAGUGAGGAGAAAAAGGCCAGUGAUCUCGGCAAAAUCUGGCCAUCGACUCCUGUCAAUACUGCUUCUUCGGCUCCGAGGCGCAAUUUUAUAACUACAGAGCCCUACUCUCGUUACCAUUCCUUUAACACGGCCCGUUUCCCCCCAUUUGACUCUACCCCCAAAGUCACUGGCAGCGAGCAAACUGAGUUGCUUCGAGCCAUACUCACAGAAGUCAAAGAAUUGAAGACAAUAGUCGGCCAAAUUCUCGAGCGCAAGCAAGACCUUGAGACUACAGAAAAUCAGAUGCAUGACUCUUUGCCACAGAGCUAUCCUCCUAUUCCUCCCGCAAUGCAACCUCCAGCACCUCCAGCAAUACAGCCCAACUACUUCAUGUCACAGGGUCAAUUGGUUGGUUCUCAAUAUCAGCUGGAGUCAGAUUUACAGCAAAGCUGGAACUCACAGUACCAAGGCCCGACUACCAUGCCAGGCCCGGGACCUAGUUCAGCUCAUCGUCUCUAA
Penicillium coprophilum is the source of this 1212-nucleotide messenger RNA. RefSeq lists its product as uncharacterized. Lineage: Eukaryota; Fungi; Ascomycota; Eurotiomycetes; Eurotiales; Aspergillaceae. Bases 1 to 1212 code for a protein of 403 amino acids. The transcript is spliced from 2 exons. The record is from RefSeq and is a predicted model, not a curated record.